This is a messenger RNA of Scomber scombrus (Atlantic mackerel), 1258 nucleotides long. Its product is annotated as transcription factor E2F4-like. Gene Ontology annotation, cellular component: RNA polymerase II transcription regulator complex. Gene Ontology annotation, molecular function: protein dimerization activity; DNA-binding transcription factor activity, RNA polymerase II-specific; RNA polymerase II cis-regulatory region sequence-specific DNA binding. The transcript has 10 exons. The record is from RefSeq and is a predicted model, not a curated record. NCBI's taxonomy places the organism in Eukaryota, Metazoa, Chordata, Actinopteri, Scombriformes, Scombridae. Gene Ontology annotation, biological process: regulation of transcription by RNA polymerase II. The coding region runs from base 200 to 1258 and encodes 352 amino acids.
ACAAGGGGGAGUGGGUUAGCCGCAAAGUUGCCACAAUGCUGUAAACUUUGACUUUAGAUUUUAAUUACACAUUACAUUUCACAUUAAGCUGGCCACCAACACUUGUGCAGUAAAUUCAGUUCAGGGCUUUUAGCUUUAUCUUCAGUGAGUUCACUAUCCUAAAGCUUCUCACUGCCGCUGGUCAACACAACGAGAGAGCAUGGAUCCUGAAGGAAACCCAAACGGUUCAGAUGGAGAGAUUGCCAUUCCAGACCCGAACCCUAAAUACCAGAGAUGUUUGAGGAGCCUCAAUGUGCUCACCACGAAGUUUGUCAGGUUGUUACAAGAAGCUGAAGGCGGAGUAUUGGACCUUAAAGAUGCUGUCAAACUCCUGGCUGUUGGGCAGAAAAGGCGAAUCUACGACAUCACAAAUGUGCUAGAGGGCAUUGGUCUGAUUAUGAAAAUUUCCAAGAGUAUUGUAAAGUGGAUUGGUGCAUUGCCGGUAGAAAACGUACUGGAGUUAUCCAACAGACAGAUACACUUAAAGUCUGAGCUGGAGGACUUGGAGCAGAAGGAAUGUAUGUUGGACCAGCAGAAAUUCUGGGUCGAACAGAGCAUCAGGAACACAACAGAAGAUUGCAGCACUCUCACCUAUGUGAAUCAUGAGGAUAUCUGCAACUGCUUCAGCGGCCACACUCUUUUGGUAGUACGUGCACCUUCUGGCACACAGCUCGAUGUUCCCAUACCCAAAGCUGUCCAGAACAGCCCGGCAAAGUAUCAGAUUCACCUGAAAAGCAUCAAUGGACCCAUAGAUGUCAUACUUCUUAACAAACACUCAAUCACCUCUUCCCCUGUGGUGCUGCCAGUUCCACCGCCUGAAGAAAUUUUACGGAACGCCAAGUUAGCUAUGUCUACUAGAGAUGAGACAGAGCGCAACACUGCACCUUGUCAGGCUGCAGCUUACUCCAAACGCAACAUUAAAUCUAGACAGACGACCUUGGAGGACGCACAGGCUCUUCAGUCAUCAUCCUUGAUGAACGCAGCGCCUAACAAAACUGAUGCAUCUGCAUUGCAAGGUUUAUCAAAAGAAAUGGAAGACUUACUAGACCCUAACAAAAAAAUUAUGGAUGCUGAUCUAAUCACAGAGCUCAUAGCCUCUGAAGUUUUUUCUCCACUCCUCCGCCUGUCUCCUCCCCCUACUGAACAAGAGUAUGCCUAUAAUCUGGAUGACAGUGAAGGCCUGUGUGACCUCUUUGACAUCCCUCUGCUGAAUGUUUGA